AUGGCUAGCUCAGCCCGGGAGCACCUGCUUUUUGUAAGGCGUCGAAAUCCUCAGAUGCGGUACACCCUGAGUCCAGAGAACCUCCAGAGCCUGGCUGCCCAGAGCUCCAUGACUGAGAAUAUGACCCUACAGCGGGCCAACAGUGACACAGAUCUGGUGACCUCUGAGAGCCGCUCCAGCUUGACGGCCAGCAUGUAUGAGUACACGCUGGGGCAAGCCCAGAACCUCAUCAUCUUCUGGGACAUUAAAGAGGAGGUGGAUCCCAGUGAUUGGAUAGGACUGUAUCACAUAGAUGAGAAUUCUCCAGCCAACUUCUGGGAUUCUAAAAACAGGGGUGUGACUGGAACACAAAAAGGACAAAUUGUAUGGAGAAUUGAGCCUGGGCCCUAUUUCAUGGAACCCGAGAUAAAAAUCUGUUUCAAAUACUACCACGGCAUCAGUGGAGCCCUGCGCGCCACGACCCCUUGCAUCACGGUGAAGAACACUGCUGUGAUGAUGGGGGCAGAAGGCAUGGAAGGAGGGGCUUCAGGAAAUCAGCAUUCUCGGAAGCUUGUUAGCUUUACUUUGUCAGACCUUAGGGCAGUUGGGCUAAAGAAAGGCAUGUUCUUCAAUCCUGACCCUUACCUUAAGAUGUCCAUUCAGCCAGGGAAGAAGAGCAGUUUCCCUACCUGUGCCCACCACGGGCAGGAGAGGAGGUCUACUAUCAUCAGUAACACCACCAAUCCAAUUUGGCACCGAGAGAAAUACUCCUUUUUUGCACUCCUUACUGAUGUCUUAGAGAUUGAAAUUAAAGACAAGUUUGCUAAGAGCCGGCCUAUCAUUAAGCGUUUCCUGGGGAAGCUCACCAUUCCAGUCCAGAGGCUACUGGAGCGGCAAGCCAUUGGUGAUCAGAUGCUCAGCUACAACCUUGGCAGAAGGCUCCCAGCUGACCAUGUGAGUGGGUACCUCCAGUUCAGAGUGGAGGUCACAUCUUCUGUGCACGAAGAUGCCUCUCCGGAAGCUGUUGGCACAAUACUUGGAGUCAGUUCUGUGAACGGAGACCUAGGAAGCCCUUCCGAUGAGGAGGACAUGCCAGGGGGCCAUCACGACAGCCCAGUUUGUUCCAACGGCCCAGUUUCUGAGGAAAGUGCUGAUGGGACCCCCAAGCAUUCGCUCAGGACUAGUUCUACUCUGGAAAUAGACACAGAGGAAUUAACUUCUACGUCUUCAAGGACCUCACCUCCCAGAGGACGUCAGGAUUCACUCAAUGAUUAUUUAGAUGCUAUUGAACACAGUGGCCAUUCUAGGUCAGGUGCAGCUACUUGCUCGGAGAGGUCUGUGGGAGCCUCUCCAAAGCUAAGGAGUAGUUUUCCCACUGACACAAGACUCAAUGCAAUGCUUCAUAUCGACUCAGAUGAAGAAGACCAUGAGUUCCAGCAAGACCUGGGCUAUCCAUCCUCCUUGGAGGAGGAGGGAGGGCUGAUCAUGUUUAGCAGGGCAUCGAGACCUGAUGAUGGGAGCCUGACUUCUCAGACAAAGCCAGAAGACAACCCAGUGGAGAUCGAGGAAGCCUCCCUUAACGAAGCUGCUUCCUUCGAGGACAAGCCGGGAAGUCUUCCAGAGCUUGCGGAGACCUCUUUACCCUCAGGCCCGGGCCCAGAUGAAAGCGAGAAUGGCCCAGAGUCUCAACCGAGUGUGGACCAGGGCAGCACUGACUUGUGUGGCUCUCAGGAGGCGGAUCAGCCCACAAGUGGGGCCGACACGGGCACUUCUGACACGUCGGGGGGUAGCCGAAGAGCCGUCAGUGAGACGGAGUCCCUCGAUCAGGGGUCUGAGCCUUCCCAGGUGUCCUCAGAAACAGAACCCAGCGACCCUGCCAGGACAGAGAGCGUGAGCGAGGCCAGCACCAGGCCCGAGGGGGAGAGUGACCUGGAAGGGGCCGACAGCUCCUGCAAUGAGAGCGUUACCACGCAGCUCUCCUCGGUGGAGACCCGGUGCUCAUCCCUUGAGAGUGCACGGUUUCCUGAAACGCCAGCCUUUUCUUCUCAGGAGGAGGAAGAAGGAGCCUGUGCAGCAGAGCCCGCCAGCAGUGGCCCUGCUGAAGGGUCCCAGGAUUCCACAUGCACUCCUGGGUCCUUACCUGCGGUGCAGGCGCCCAGCGGAGAGGAGGAAGGGCCAGGAUCGGCCCCUGUACCUGACCAGGAGGAGGUGGGGGCGGUCUGGCAGAGGCGGGGGAGCCUGGAGGGAGCUGCUGCUGCUGCUGAGAGCCAGCCCCAGGAAGAGGGAGCUGCUCGGGAGGCCCCGGGGGCUUGUGAACUGGCCACUGCCCAGGAGGAGGGCGCGAUUGGAGGUUGUCAGUCCAACGGCCACCAGCCACUGCGAUCGCUGCCUUCAGUUCGCCAGGACGUUAGCCGGUACCAGAGGGUGGACGAGGCUCUCCCACCAAACUGGGAGGCGCGCAUUGACAGCCACGGCAGGAUCUUCUACGUGGACCACGUAAACAGAACCACGACGUGGCAGCGGCCCACAGCUCCCCCUGCCCCGCAGGUGCUGCAGAGAUCCAACUCCAUACAGCAGAUGGAGCAGCUCAACCGGCGAUACCAGAGUAUCCGCAGAACCAUGACCAAUGAGAGGCCUGAGGAAAAUAGCAAUGCUAUUGAUGGGGCCGGGGAGGAAGCCGACUUUCACCAAGCCAGUGCAGAUUUCCGACGGGAGAGCGUCCUGCCCCACUCUACCUCCAGAUCCAGGCUCACACUGCUGUUGCAGUCUCCCCCCGUGAAGUUCCUCAUCAGCCCAGAGUUCUUCACCGUGCUGCAUUCUAACCCUAGUGCCUACCGCAUGUUUACAAACAACACGUGUUUGAAGCACAUGAUCACCAAAGUCCGGCGGGACACCCACCACUUUGAACGCUACCAGCAUAACCGGGACCUCGUGGGAUUCCUCAACAUGUUUGCAAACAAACAGCUGGAGCUUCCAAGGGGCUGGGAGAUGAAACAGGACCAUCAGGGCAAGGCGUUUUUUGUUGACCACAACUCCCGGACCACCACCUUCAUCGACCCCCGGCUCCCGCUUCAGAGCAGCAGACCCACGAGCGCACUGGUGCAUCGCCAGCACCUCACCCGGCAGCGCAGCCACAGCGCCGGCGAGGUAGGAGAAGAUUCUCGACAUGCCGGACCACCAGUUCUUCCCAGGCCGUCGAGUACAUUCAAUACAGUCAGCAGGCCACAGUACCAGGACAUGGUUCCAGUGGCUUACAAUGACAAGAUUGUUGCAUUUCUGCGCCAGCCCAAUAUCUUUGAAAUUCUGCAGGAGCGUCAACCUGAUCUUACCAGGAAUCACUCACUCAGGGAGAAGAUCCAAUUUAUCCGAACUGAAGGGACUCCAGGGUUGGUGCGUCUUUCAAGUGAUGCAGACCUUGUCAUGCUGCUGAGUUUAUUUGAAGAAGAGAUAAUGUCAUAUGUGCCUCCACAUGCCUUACUCCAUCCCAGCUACUGUCAGUCCCCACGUGGCUCCCCUGUGUCCUCUCCCCAGAACUCGCCAGGUACUCAGCGUGCCAAUGCCCGCGCUCCAGCCCCUUACAAGCGAGACUUUGAAGCCAAACUAAGGAACUUUUACAGGAAGUUAGAGACUAAAGGAUAUGGACAAGGCCCAGGGAAACUAAAGUUAAUUAUCAGAAGAGAUCACUUGCUCGAAGAUGCUUUUAAUCAAAUUAUGGGGUACUCCAGAAAAGACCUGCAGAGAAAUAAGCUGUACGUCACAUUCGUCGGGGAGGAAGGGCUGGAUUACAGUGGACCUUCCAGAGAGUUUUUCUUCCUGGUAUCCAGAGAACUCUUUAACCCGUAUUACGGCUUGUUUGAAUAUUCAGCCAAUGACACAUACACAGUACAGAUAAGUCCCAUGUCUGCCUUUGUAGACAAUCACCAUGAAUGGUUCCGGUUCAGUGGUAGGAUCCUUGGUCUUGCACUAAUUCACCAGUAUUUGUUGGAUGCCUUCUUCACACGGCCCUUUUAUAAGGCUCUUCUCAGAAUUCUCUGUGACCUGAGUGAUCUAGAAUACCUUGAUGAAGAGUUCCAUCAGAGCCUGCAGUGGAUGAAAGACAACGACAUCCAUGACAUCCUGGACCUUACGUUCACCGUGAACGAAGAAGUUUUUGGGCAGAUUACUGAACGAGAAUUAAAACCAGGGGGUGCCAACAUCCCAGUUACAGAGAAGAACAAGAAGGAGUACAUUGAGAGGAUGGUGAAGUGGAGGAUUGAGAGGGGCGUCGUGCAACAGACAGAAAGCCUGGUGCGCGGCUUCUAUGAGGUGGUGGAUGCCAGGCUGGUAUCUGUUUUUGAUGCACGAGAACUAGAACUGGUCAUCGCAGGCACAGCUGAAAUAGACCUGAGUGAUUGGAGAAACAACACAGAAUACAGAGGAGGAUAUCAUGACAAUCACAUUGUAAUUCGGUGGUUCUGGGCUGCAGUGGAAAGAUUCAACAAUGAACAACGACUGAGGUUGUUACAGUUCGUUACAGGCACAUCCAGCAUUCCCUAUGAAGGAUUUGCUUCUCUCCGAGGCAGUAAUGGCCCAAGAAGAUUCUGUGUGGAGAAAUGGGGGAAAAUCACUGCUCUUCCCAGAGCUCACACUUGCUUUAACCGUCUGGAUCUUCCUCCGUACCCAUCCUUCUCCAUGCUCUAUGAGAAACUCUUGACAGCGGUUGAAGAGACCAGUACCUUUGGACUUGAGUGA
Molecule: messenger RNA, 4710 nt
Organism: Rangifer tarandus platyrhynchus (Svalbard reindeer)
Lineage: Eukaryota; Metazoa; Chordata; Mammalia; Artiodactyla; Cervidae
Source: the annotation of a GenBank genome assembly